Molecule: messenger RNA, 411 nt
Organism: Mya arenaria
Lineage: Eukaryota; Metazoa; Mollusca; Bivalvia; Myida; Myidae
Exons: 3
Coding region: 1-411 (136 amino acids)
Source: RefSeq, a predicted model, not a curated record
AUGCUGCUCAAAGCGGCGUUUCUUUUCGAGUUCGGACCACACGCCAUCCUUUUCCGACACGAAACAGUAACGUUGGGCUAUCGACAAAAGCGAACCCCAGUCAAUGCGUUGCAGUGCCAUGUAUGUGCCAACACUGAUGCCUGUAAGGACCUAGACACUGCAGACAGUGGCGUAACAGCGAUCCCGGGAUGCCUGAUGUGUGUGAAGACUGUUCUGAACGAAGCUGUAACACGUGGUUGUAUAACGUCAUCGACGCAGCCGGUUGGGUGUCAGACAAUCCUGGAGAUCGAAACAUGCUACUGCGAUAACGACGAUUUGUGCAACGGGGCAAACCGCUUGUAUAAGACAACAGGGAACAUCUUGGUGAUUGUUACAAUGAUUAUUCGACUGAUGUGUUAUCUAACAACAUGA